This is a messenger RNA of Telopea speciosissima, 607 nucleotides long. Its product is annotated as tRNA-specific adenosine deaminase TAD2. The coding region runs from base 34 to 606 and encodes 190 amino acids. The record is from RefSeq and is a predicted model, not a curated record. Gene Ontology annotation, biological process: tRNA wobble adenosine to inosine editing. Lineage: Eukaryota; Viridiplantae; Streptophyta; Magnoliopsida; Proteales; Proteaceae. The transcript has 7 exons. Gene Ontology annotation, molecular function: tRNA-specific adenosine-34 deaminase activity; zinc ion binding.
CAUUCAUAUUUGCUUUUUCAUGCUGCUUUUCAGAUGGCAUCAGAGGGAGACAUUCAACCUCCUUCACUUGCAUUUAUGGAGCUUGCUAUACAGCAGGCAAAACUGGCCUUGGACACCUUCGAAGUGCCUGUUGGUUGUGUGGUUGUUGAGGAUGGAAAGGUCAUUGCUUCAGGGAGAAACCAAACUGUUGAGACACGAAAUGCUACAAGACAUGCAGAGAUGGAAGCCAUCGAUGUUCUUCUUGAACAGUGGCAACGUAAUGGACUAUCAGCAUCAGAAGUUGCACAGAAGUUUUUAAGAUGUGACCUCUAUGUUACAUGUGAACCAUGUAUAAUGUGUGCUACAGCGUUAUCAAUACUUGGAAUGAAGGCAGUAUAUUAUGGCUGUUCUAAUGAUAAGUUUGGGGGUUGUGGAUCAAUCUUGUCAUUACAUUCAAAUAGCUCAGACAACCUUUUCAGCAGUCGGUCUUCACAAGGGAAGGCUUUUAAAUGCACUGGAGCAGUUAUGGCAUCAGAAGCCAUCUCUCUUUUCCGAAGUUUCUAUGAGCAGGGGAACCCUAAUGCUCCGAAACCUCAUAGGCCGGUUCAGGAAUCACAAAGAUCCUAGG